CCUUGGCUCCCCCAAGUCUUGCCAAGCAGGGGCUGCCUGCCUUCCGUCAGGCCCAGCCCGGCCGCGACCUGCUUGAGGAGUUCCAGCGCCGUGAGCCAUACAAGUACCUGCAGUUUGCCUACUUCAAGGCUAAUAACCUUCCAAAAGCUAUUGCAGCAGCUCACACGUUUCUUCUGAAGCAUCCAGAUGAUGAAAUGAUGCAAAGAAAUAUGGCCUACUAUAAGAGCAUACCUGAUGCUGAGGAGCAUAUUAAAGACUUGGAGACAAAGCCGUAUGAGAAUCUCUUUGUCAGGGCUGUGAGAGCAUACAAUGGUGACAACUGGAGAACGUCCAUCUCUGACAUGGAACUGGCUCUUCCUGAUUUCUUCAAAGCCUAUGAUGACUGUACAGCAGCCUGUGAAGGCUCCCGAGAGAUCAAAGAUUUUAAAGACUUCUAUCUCUCCAUAGCAGAUCAUUAUAUUGAAGUCCUUGCAUGCAAAGUGGAGUGUGAGAGUAAUCUGACACCCAUUAUAGGAGGCUUUGUUGUCGAGAAAUUUGUAGCCACCAUGUACCAUUACUUGCAGUUUGCUUAUUAUAAAUUGAAUGACAUGAAGAAUGCAGCUUCUUGUGCUGCUAGUUACCUUCUGUUUGACCAGAAAGAUGAAGUAAUGAAACAGAACAUGGUAUAUUAUCAGUACCACAAAGACAAAUGGGGACUUAAAGAAGAGGAUUUUCAGCCAAGAUCGGAGGCAGUUAGAUACCACAACAUAACCACACUCCAGUUGGAAAUGUAUGAAUUCGCAAAGGAACAUCUGAUGGAUGAUGAUGAGGGUGAAGUUGUGGAAUUCCUUGAUGAGCUGUUAGAAGUAGAGGAAAAGAAGGAAUCCUGAUGAGUGAAGUCACCACGAAGUAUUUUACAAAAGUGAAGACUCGUCAUUGCUCCUUACUAUUGUUUUUGGUCACCUGUAGUUCCAGUUAGAUAUACCUCAAAGCUGCUCCUUUAAGCUCCGCCUUAUGUCACUGAAACCUCACUUCCAUGCUGCACUGACUUUUCUGUGAGCAUGGCUUUUCCCUGUGCAUUUACAGAAUUGAUGCAUAUGGGUUCUCCUC
Balearica regulorum gibbericeps (East African grey crowned-crane) is the source of this 1089-nucleotide messenger RNA. NCBI's taxonomy places the organism in Eukaryota, Metazoa, Chordata, Aves, Gruiformes, Gruidae. The record is from RefSeq and is a predicted model, not a curated record.